AUGGCGUCAACCGAAGACAACAAGCUCACCUUUGUGAUGAUGGUUCUGAAGAACUCGGACAUGAAGCCAGACUGGAAGGCGAUUGCGACCGAGGCCGGAAUCAGCCUUCCUGGCAACGCUCAAGCCAAGCUCCGCAAAAUCGCCCAAGCAGCAGGAUACAAGCUCGUGAAUGGUAAUCAGAUUGUCGAGUUGGAUGGCACCGAGGACGCAGCAAAGACCGCGACAGCAGCGCCGACGAAGAAGAGAAAGUCCCCUACCAAGAAAGAAAAGGUGGCCAAGGACGAGUCAAGCAACGAAACUGCCACAGAAUCACCAAGCAAGAAGACGAAGCUCACUCAAGUUGCUAGCGACAGCGCCCAGGAGGAGGUCAAGCAGGAGGUCAAAGAUGAAGAGGCCUAA
Messenger RNA from Cladophialophora carrionii CBS 160.54, 399 nucleotides. RefSeq lists its product as uncharacterized. The record is from RefSeq and is a predicted model, not a curated record. The transcript is spliced from 2 exons. The coding region runs from base 1 to 399 and encodes 132 amino acids. NCBI's taxonomy places the organism in Eukaryota, Fungi, Ascomycota, Eurotiomycetes, Chaetothyriales, Herpotrichiellaceae.